This is a messenger RNA of Xenopus laevis (African clawed frog), 1217 nucleotides long. RefSeq names its product HLA class II histocompatibility antigen, DQ beta 1 chain-like L homeolog (gene mhc2-dab.L). Lineage: Eukaryota; Metazoa; Chordata; Amphibia; Anura; Pipidae. The coding region runs from base 16 to 825 and encodes 269 amino acids. Gene Ontology annotation, biological process: immune response; antigen processing and presentation. The transcript is spliced from 6 exons. The record is from RefSeq and is a predicted model, not a curated record. Gene Ontology annotation, cellular component: membrane; MHC class II protein complex.
CUGUUAUUUUGCUUUAUGACUUUCUCUCUGGAUCUAAGGAUGUGUGGAGUAUCAGUGCGAGUUGUGUCCGUACUACUGACCCUCAGUGUGUGUCUCUGUUCCUCACCCCCAGAGGAUUACGUGUUUCAGGGGAAGGCUCAGUGUUACUACAGGAACGGCACCGACAAUGUCAGGGCUCUGGUGCGCUACAUUAAUAAUCAGGAGGAGUACGCCUACUUUGACAGCGAUGUGGGUUUGUUUAUCCCUAAAAAUGAUUUUGGAGAAGUGCAGGCGGAUAAUUGGAACAGCCAGAAGGAGAUCCUAGAGCAGUUACGGGCUGAGGUGGACACAGUCUGCAGACACAACUAUCAGAUCUUUAAACCCACUGCUAUAGACAGGAAAUCUCAACCCAAUGUGAAAAUUGCAAACACAAAGAAACUGGAUUUAGAACAUGAAAAUCUGAUAACCUGCAUAGUAGAUGGGUUCUUUCCUUCACUGAUAAAAGUGACUUGGCUGAAGAAUGGAAUUGAAGAGGGAGACCAAGUCACAUCCUCAGCUUUACUAAAGAAUGGAGACUGGACAUUUGAAAUCCAUGUGAUGCUGGAGACAACCAUUAAACAUGGUGACACUUUCACCUGCCAGGUUGAGCACAGCAGCCUUCAACAACCUGUAUCUGUGAACUGGGAACCAGAUGUAUCUGAAUCUGCUCGCAAUAAGAUGUUGACCGGUAUUGUGGGCUUUGUGCUGGGAUCCAUCUUCAUCAUAGUUGGCCUUGUAGUUUACCUCCGGAGUAAGAAGACUAUGACUCGCUUUUCAGUGGUACAGAAUGAAAAUCUAAUGAAUUAAUCGGUCAGUAGAAGACAUGCUGUUACCAACUGUUCUUCAUGUACACUGUUAAUCAACACACUGAUAUAAUUAAGGAAUAUACUCUGCUUUGUUGGAUCUGCUAAAGCUGAAACCUCAAUCCUGUAACCCCAACCCUGUGACAAACCAUGCCGUACUUUCUUCAUAAUGUGUAUAUGGGCCAUCUUUUUUUUAUAUAAAACCACACUUUGGAACUCAAAAUAUUAAAGAGUAUGGCACCUGGGCUUUAUUCUUGAACAUAAUUUUAUUUUCUGAAAGUAGUUCAGACUGAAAAUAUGAUUUUUUUGUGUGUGGUUGCUUCUUAUAGAGCAUGAUUAUGAUUAUGUGUUUCUAAUAUUACUUCUUAAUUAAAGUUGGUAUUUUAUAAAACUUAA